Molecule: messenger RNA, 3680 nt
Organism: Spinacia oleracea (spinach)
Lineage: Eukaryota; Viridiplantae; Streptophyta; Magnoliopsida; Caryophyllales; Amaranthaceae
Exons: 5
Coding region: 99-2909 (936 amino acids)
Cellular component (GO): cytoplasm
Molecular function (GO): mRNA binding
Source: RefSeq, a predicted model, not a curated record
UCUUCAUCCUCUAGUCGUCGUCUUCUUCUUCAACAAUCACUAUUUCAGUAUACACAGCUUGUGGGGGUUUAUGGAGGGUUUUAACAAUCUCUAACAACAUGGCGCCUUCUUCUUUCUCUCUCCUCCUCCGCCACUUCUCCAAACAUCACCACCUCCACCUCCGCCACCACCAACACUACCGUCAUUUUACAUCUCCUCUCAUCAGACACUUCUCUCACUCUACUCCACCCCAUUCCUCUACAGAACCACCAAAACCGUCCUCUCUCUCAUCCCGCUUGAGCUUUGUCUUUGAAAAAAUCGACGAAAUUGAAAAGGAGCGGGCCGAGAAAGACGACGCUCUUCAGCGUAUUCGAGCUUGGCGGGAGUCCAAGAAGAAGAACAAGGAAUCUGAUGAUGGUAGUGUAAACAAUCUCGAAAAUGAGAAAUUAGGGUUAGGGUUUAGUGGUACUGGUACUGAUGGGGGUGAAGAAAUUAGGAAUUUGGACGGUGAUGUUGAUGUUGCUGCAGUUGGAGGAUUGGAGGAGGGGAAGAAGGUGGGAUUGAUGAAGAAAGAGAUUGAAUUGGCGCAUCCGUGGCCAGAGUGGGUUGCGUUAAUGGAGAGAUUGGUGCAUCAGAAUUAUUUUGAUCAUAGAAGGAAAGAUGAGGAUCAAAUGAUUGAAUGUUUGGGGUCAAUUGAUGUUCCAGGGUUUGCUGAGGAAGAAGGGUUUGAUUUUACUAGGGAUUGGAAGACUGUUCAUGCUGCUAUUAUUAAUUUUGGGAAAGACCGGUUCGAUCUACUGAGGUCAUUAUCGAGACAAGAUAUUCAAGCAUUCGUCGGGUAUGGAUGUCCUAGCACAGAUAAGAAGGUGGUUUUUUCCGCAAAACUGUUGAGGAAACAUGCUCAUCUUGACGAAGGAGAUGUAUGCAGUUCCUGCAGUUUGAGAACCAAAUGUGAAAGAGCAUAUUUGGUAACAAAUAAAGAAGACGAGGCAAGGACAAUCGAUGUAAUGCGUGUCAUAUUGACUUAUGGUUUUGAUCCCAUAAAUGGAUCAGUUGAAAACAAGUCUUUGUUGAAGCACAAAUCUGUGAAAACAGUAGUGCGUAAGUUGCUUCACGAGGUUGUCAGGUUAAGUGCAGUGCCGAUAGAUCCCAAUCUCCCUCCUCCAGUGAUCAAGAAGCGCCCACCAAAGGUGAAGCAGCCACCGCCUCCACCCAAGAGACGAGUUGGACGUGAUGAUGUAGAGAUGAAAAAGGGGGACUGGUUAUGUCCAAAGUGCAAUUUCAUGAAUUUUGCAAAGAAUUCUGUUUGCCUGCAAUGUGAUGCAAAGCGUCCCAAGAGGCAGCUGCUACCAGGAGAAUGGGAAUGCCCCCAAUGCAACUUUUUAAACUACAGAAGAAAUAUGACUUGCUUCAACUGCGAGCAUAAGCGACCUCCUGACGAAUACACGGAGACUCAGAUGCAAAGCAGGCAGGAGAGACCGGUUACUAGGCUGGAAAGAGCUCCUGACAGAGAACAACUUUCCAAUGCCUGGAACUUUGAUUUUGAUGACGACGAAUCAGAUGGUGCAGAUGUUGCAGCUUUUGAGUAUGCAGACGCUCGUGCAAUGAAUGAGGAUCAUCAUCUGGAUAAUCCGCCGGAAAAUGGUACCUACAGUAGGCCUCAGGAAAACCAAUCUGGGUCCAGCAGAACCCCGAGGUUUCAGGAGAAAGAAUCUCCAAUGCCAAUGCCUAUGCAAGCAAAACACAGUAUGGGAUUUGAUGAUUUUGACGACGAGGACGAUGACAUUGAUAGCUAUGAACUAGAUAAUCAAAACAGAAACCAGAAACAGGAAGCCCCUUCUCUUCGCUUUUCUGAUGUGGAAAAUGAAGGCUAUUCCGAUGCUGAAGGUGAUGAUGAAAAUCCAGGGUAUAGCAGAAGAAGAUCUAGUUCCUACCCCGAGUCACCCCGUUCUUUACAUCAACAAGGAUCUGUAUCUGAUUCAGGGGAUGAUGAUUCAGAUAAGGACCUUCCAGUUAACCCUAAGUGGAGGUCAAGUCACGUCGCUGGUUCUGGUCAAAGAAAUAAAGCUUCACGUGGUUCAUCCAAAAAAAUGAGUUUUGACUCUGAUGAAGAUGAUGAUAGGCUUGUUUUUGGGAGUGAUGAUGAUAUUGAAGAGGGUUUCACAUCUAGACAGCGUAGGGCGAACCAUUACGAUUCUGAUGAGAGGGAUCUUGGACGAGGUAAGCAGUCGAACCAAAACAGAAAACGUAGUGGGUUUGAUGGAAGUUUUGUGAAGGACAAUGAUUUUGAUGAUGACUAUGGUAGAUCUCGAGGCUCGCAUGGUAGUCACAGGGACUCAUUUGACAACGUACGUGGGCGUUUGAGUAUGAGGGGAGGCUCUCGUGGUAGUCAGAGGGAUUCAUUUGACAAUGAACGUGGGGAUUCGAGUAUGAGGGGAGGCUCUCGUGGUAGACAGAGGGAUUCAUUUGAAAAUGAAUACGAGGAUUCGAGUAUGAGCGAGGGCUCUCGUGGUAGACAGAGGGGUUCAUUUGACAACUAUCGUGGGCGUGGGGGUUCGAGUAUGAGGGGAGGCCCUCGUGGUAGUCAGUGGGAUUCAUUUGAAGAUGAACGUGGGCGUGGGGGUUCGAGUAUGAGGGGAGGCCCUCGUGGUAGUCGAAGGGAUUCAUUUGACAGUGAACGUGGGCGUGGGGGUUCGAAUUUGAGGGGAGGUCCUCGUGGUAGUCGGAGGGAUUCAUUUGACAGUGAACGUGGGCAUGGGGGUUGGAGUAUGAGGGGAGGCCCUCGUGGUAGUCAGAGGGAUUCAUUUGACAAUGAUCGUGGAAGUGGGGGUUCGAGUACGAGGGGAGGCAAUCGUGGUAGUCAGAGGGGUUCAUUUGAUAAUGGGCGUGGGAGACGUGGGUCCAGAACUUCAUCUGGAUAUGGAAGAUGAAUCAGAUAAUAAUUGGUAAGGUCAGGAUAUAGCCCCUCCAGGUAGCGGAGAACUGUAAGAUGAUGAUUCAGAAUGGGCAGGAUAUCAGCAUCUUGAAACAGAUACAACAAACAAUCCAUGGUUUUGGUUUCCUGAUAAACCAGAUUGAGAAUAUUCAAAUCUUCAGAAAAAUUGGUCCUUUCACAGAGUCUGAUCUGAGAUUCUGAGGUAAUUAUGACCUCAUGGAGUUGGGAGAUUAUCAGCAUGGCUGGAAAUGCUCACCCGUUCAACAAAUAGAAGAUGAAGAGGAAGGGAUACCUCAUCUGUUGCAGCAUGCUUGUGGAAGCGUGGUAGCACAUAGCCACAUACACUCAAAUUUCAAACUGCACCGUUUGUCUCUGAUACAUUGCUUGGCAGUUUAAUGCUCCUGAUAAUCUGUUGCGUUUUGGACUUUUGGGUGCUGCCUGUAGGAUGUAAAUGAUUAUUAGAUGAUCACAGAUUAUACAGAAAAACGGCUCCCUUUCACAAGUUACUAUUGAUAUUCUUCAUUGUUACCAGUCUUUUGAACAUUUUCCUUUGUGAAAGUGCAAUGUCAGAAUGAUAGUCCAAGCUUGAUUAUGAGAGUUACGUUGAAUUUGAGAUUUUUCUACUGGCACCAGGCCCGGCUAAAGGGAGGUUCAGGCGGACUUACAGCACUGGGCCACAAAAUUUUGGGGGCCCAAACAGAAAUUAUAUUGGCUAAACCCCCAAGAACAAGUAUUAUAUACUUAACAGCUGCUUAAAUUUGUAUUA